UCUAUAUAAGAUAAUGACGGGGCUUGUAGUUUAGAUCUAGCCUGGUCUCAUAUAGAGCAUAGACCAGCUCUUUACUAUUCAAAGUUUAUGAUGCAAAAACUAAUCUUAAUUGCCCUUCUGGGCUUUGUCUUCAUAGCGAUCACAGGAGCUGAAACUGAAGAGAACAGUUUUGAUGUUAUUGAAGCAGAAGUCCUGGAGGUUAGGAUGGUUAGAGCUCCACGAAAGAAUGGAAAUGAAGAUGACAAUGGCGAAAAUACAGACAAUGAUGUUGAUGACAAGCUAAACAAAAGGCAAAGACAAAUAAUUAAACAAGCAAAUCAAGACAAUGAAAGCAAUGGAAAGGGUGAAGGAAAUAGCAAAGAAAAUGAUAAUGAUAAAGAUGGCAAGAAGAAUCUUGACAGAGGGACAAAAAAAAAUGCUAGACAAGCAAAAAAAAACCAAGAAAGUGGCAAAGGUCAAGGAAAUGAUAAUAAUAAAGAGGGAAACAAAGGAGACAAGAAAGCAGCCAGAAAAGAAAGAAGACGACAACUAGCAAAAUCACAUGUUAAGCAGAAAGUCAACAAAAACGACAAUUAUGAAAGAAAAGGUAAAUAUGGAAAGGGAAAUGAUGAGAGAAAACCAAAUGGAGAGGGUAAAAUACAUAAGGGAAAUGUGGGCAGAAGGCAGAGGAAAGGUAAAAAAGCAGAAAAAAAACAAGAUAAAGAUGGAGGUAAGGAAGAACAGGAAAAUGUUAACUCAAGUAAUUUAGGAAAACGUAAAAAUAAAAUCAAGGCCAGAAAAGAAAAGAAAAACCCCGCUGAAACUGUUAAACAAACAACAUGUCCUGUAUCUGAUCUAUGUGUGACUACUGCUGUAAACUAUCUUAGAAUUGUACAGAACCAGGUUGCCAACUUCAAAAAUCAAAAGGCAAGAAUUGAGCGACAAAAUACAACAGGUUUCAGAAAGAACGAAAAAAAAGAUGUGUUUGCAGCAGCUAACAACAGGCUUGUUGAAUUUGCUGGAGGCAAUAAAACUGCUCCAACCUGUGGAACUCUGACCACUGGAGCAGGAGUUAAUAACAUCAAGAACUUGACUGACACACUUAACAAGUGCUCUGAUAACAUCAAGGCUGCCUGUGACAUUCCAGCUCUCCCACAACCAAACACAACCUUUGUGGACGAUUGCACCAAAAAGACAGAAGCUUUUGAAGCUGGAGUUGAGGAGUGUAGAAUAAAGUCUGGAGCUGAAGCCUGUGCAUGCUGGACUGCCCCCGCGCUUGGAGCUGAUAUUGCCACCAUAAGGACAUGCUCACUUGCUGAUGAAGCAAAAGCUAUGGCUGCUGCAGUUACAUUAUGUAAAGCUGCUUUUUCAAACUGCCGUAAGACUGAGGAUGAUGUUGCUGGAGCUAUCCAUGCAUGCAGUGUGAGCACUGAUGGUUUAAAAAGUAAACUAAAGAGUUUAGCAGCAAACACAGAUGCAGUCACCAAAGCAAAGGACAAGAUCAAUGCAAUCAUCAAUAGUAGACAGAUGGUAUCAAGACAAGCUGCUGCGUCAUGUGCCGAGAUUGUUUCCAAAGCUGCAGAGCUGAUUAAACUUUUAAAUGAUUCCCCUGCAUCGCCCAAAAUAGUUGGGUUAGCUAAUUCUAUUUCAAACUCUACUGCUGUUUGCAGUGCUGCAGAGAAAACUUCUUUAAGGACUACAGCUACUCAGUUGGAAAGCGGGCUUGCAUCCAUUGCUGCUGAAGUAGCAGCCGCCCAAGCAACUUUACUUGCGGUCACUGGAACAACUGCAUCAGCAAGUGUCAUUCAAGCAGCUCCAAGUUGCACUACUGACACUUGUGCAGCACCCCAAAUAUCUGAUUCAACCGUAGCUCCUACAACCACCACCCCUGCUCCAACAACUACUAAGGCUCCAACUGGUAGGAGGAGAAGACAGGUUGUAGAAGAUAUCCUGAAGAGCAAACUUCUUUAAAUGUGUAGACAAACAUUUAUGAACUGGACAAUGGAUACUGAAAAAUGGAACCUAGUAUGUAAAUCUUAUAUUUUAAUUCAAUAUUUUAUAAACUUUGGCAGAUGUCUUUAUCAAGCAUAAGGGCAGUUAUUUAAAAAUAAUUGUUUACUUUAAUGUUUAACCUGUAACUACAAAUGACUUUGACUUUAUAACUGACUUGUCAACUGACACAUUAAUUGUUCAAGCUAGUGACUAAAUAUGACUUUGAUAUUAUGUAACUGCAAUACCUGAAAUAAAUCCUAUGUUUUGGGCUUUU
This is a messenger RNA of Eurytemora carolleeae, 2245 nucleotides long. RefSeq lists its product as uncharacterized. NCBI's taxonomy places the organism in Eukaryota, Metazoa, Arthropoda, Copepoda, Calanoida, Temoridae. Bases 88 to 1950 code for a protein of 620 amino acids. The record is from RefSeq and is a predicted model, not a curated record. The transcript has 6 exons.